Messenger RNA from Effrenium voratum, 2375 nucleotides. The record is from the annotation of a GenBank genome assembly. Lineage: Eukaryota; Dinophyceae; Suessiales; Symbiodiniaceae.
GUUAGGAGUGGAGUGCUAGCGCACCUGCUUGCAAUGUCAUGGUCCUGUGGCGCGCUUGGCAGGUGCUUUGGCUCUGGCUUCCUGGCAUUGCCCUCCGCCCGCUGGAUUGUGAGGGCGAGGAGGAGGGCGUGCGCUGGGAGGUGCUGCGCUCGGACCUGUCCCACGCGCUGUCGGAGGUGCUCCACAAUGGCGCGCUGUCUCGAGACCUCCAUGCCUCCAAGGACUCCAAGGGGCGGGACCCGGCCGUGUCCUACGGGGAUGUGCAGCUGCAACGGCACCUGGAGCGCUUCCAGAAGCUCGUCCUAGUGCUGCCUGAGCGGAGCCAAUGUGCACUGGGCAGGCACUGUUUGCGGGUCUUGGUCUCGGUGCUGUACUCGGGCCUCGGCUGGGACCUGUGGUUCCAGCGCUACGAGGAUGACUUGUGGGGCCUUGUGCACGGCACCAACUGGACAGAGGCCUUGGCUGCUGGGUGGCCGAUUUUUGAGGUGCUCGCGCUGGUGGCAGACCUCUACGGAGGGGAGCAGCUUCCUGCAGACUGCCGGCCAAUCGAGUCCGAGUUGGGCCGCCUGGCGGCCCUGGUGGGCGCCAAAGACGCGACCGACGAGAUCACGAGCGUGGCUGGAAGUUUGCUGCGGCAGCCCUGCCCCCUGGCACGCGCCGCAGCCUUCGCCGCGCUGGCGGCGGUAGGCCGCAACGAGCGGAACCAGCCGCUGCCACCAGCGCCAGGCGUAGACGUGGGGCUCUUGGCCCAGACCCAGGCAGCAGCGCGCCUGGCAGCUGGCCGCCGCGGGGCUGGGCCCAAGGCCAUUUUCGCUCCUCCAAUGCCCUCCUUGCUGCUGCACCUGGAUGAUGCCCAGAAGAGGUUGCACCGAGCAUGGAUGAAGCGAGGCCGCGUGGACAUCAUCUACUGCGGACCGCUGGCCAUCGAAGAAGAGCUGCAAGAUUUGUGCAGUGGUAUCCAAGGCUUGUGCAAACUCCACUUCCACCAGAGCGAUUGGCAAAGUCCGUCGCCAUGCUUUGCGUACUACCGGUCUGCUGGGUUCGCCAUCGCUGCUGCUGCCUCUGGCGCAUCAGCUGCAUCAUGGAGCACUUUGCUGGUGAGCCCGGGCACUUGGACCUGGGAGGAGUACCUGUCGCAGGACCUACGGCGACUCUUGCAGGAGCGAAACCGCUUUGCGCGGGAAAUUGCGGUAGCUGGGCUGCCUACUCUCAACAGGUCCAGGAUCUUCAACUGGCCCCUGCGCCGGGUCAGGCACAGGUACUGGAAGUUAGCCUAUGAAGAGUACGCCACCGGCCACGAGACCUCGCCCUUCCUGCCGCUGGCACAGUUCUGGGCUGUGGGGGACACCACCAGCGGCACCCGGGUCUAUGGCACUCGCAGCUUCCUCCGUUUGCUCGCCCGCCUGUCGCGGCGGGAAACGGACUACGUGUCGGCCUUGCCUGGCAUGGAGGAUGCAGGCAGAGCUGCCAUCGAGGCCACCUUAGCCACUGAGGAUGAGGGUGCGGCAAACUGGCUGGUUAUGCUGGAUUUGCUUGGCAAAGAGCUGGGCCUGCAAGCGUACACCUACCUGAAUGGGGCGUCGCUGGAGGACAGCUACCAAUCAGCAGCUCGCCUGUCUCCGCGCCUCUCCCGCACCUUCCACAUCGAGUCGGCACAAUUCUUGCCGCAGCGCCAAGGUCCGCCGCAAGAGCAUUGCCUUUUCCCGACGUCCUCGCUGGCCAGCGCAUUCACUCACACCCACGGCGUGGUUGUGAGUUGGUGUACAAGGCGGGAGCUGCGGCAGAUGUUCUUAGAUGUGGGCGGCUGGUGGUUGAACAUGGACCCGCUGCGUCACAUCAUCGUCCCGGUUUCAGCCAGUGUGUUGAAUCUCUACCGCAGCGGCGAGACCGAGCUGUUCCCCUGGGAUGCGGACAUUGAUGCCAACUUUAUUGCCGCCCACCCGGUGGUGAUUGGCAGCCUACUGGAGGAGCACGAGGAGGAGUUGAAGCAGCUAGGUUACACCUACAUCCUCCGUGGGGACCGCGUGGUGUUCCGGACCUUGGCGGACACGGCCCGCAUGGACAUCUGGCUUUCUGGCCCGCAGGAAGUGAGGGCCUACGACAUUCGCGCUCGGCUUUGUGGAGUGCGGGUGAACUUCUUCCGGGACCAGCUGGCUGGCUCGGUGUGGUACUACCGCCCCGGCGAGAAGAUUUAUGGAAACACCCGCGGCAAGCUGCUUCACUGCCAGUGGAAGGGUCACAACGCUUGCUUGCCGGACUGCCUGCGGAAUGGCCUUGGCGUCGGCCAGGAUGGAUGCGAGUUUCCAGAUCGGUUUGUCCACCUCUACACCUGAGGGCCAGGGGAGGGCCACCUGUGUGAGAGCGGACAAAGGGCA